Penaeus indicus is the source of this 2318-nucleotide messenger RNA. It is a transcript of the gene RabX6, whose product is annotated as ras-related protein Rab-4B-like. Bases 315 to 935 code for a protein of 206 amino acids. Gene Ontology annotation, biological process: vesicle-mediated transport. Gene Ontology annotation, molecular function: GTP binding; GTPase activity. Gene Ontology annotation, cellular component: Golgi cisterna; trans-Golgi network. The record is from RefSeq and is a predicted model, not a curated record. The transcript has 5 exons. Lineage: Eukaryota; Metazoa; Arthropoda; Malacostraca; Decapoda; Penaeidae.
AUUGAAGACAACAAAUCGAGACUUAGCAGAAGAGGGAGACAGGUGUGGCCCAAUACACGAAAUAUUAAUUUAAUUCCUUUUGCAUUUGAAUUAUCAGUCCCUUUAAUAGUACUAGAUUAUCUGAAUACACAAGAACACGCCUGGAAUAUAGAAAUAGGAUUGUAUGUUAGUCCAGAUCUGCGUUAUUGCCACAUUGCCGUCACGAAGCAGAGAGCAGAUAGGGAUUUCCUCGAGGAAUUGCAGCAGCGGAGGUGAUGGGGAAGAUAUGAUCGAGACACAACUGGAUUUCUUUUCUGAUUUGCUUUGAAAGGAGAAUGGCAAGUGUUAAGAUCCCUGAACAGAAAAUAAUACUGUGUGGAGAAUAUGGUGUAGGAAAAAGCUCCCUCUUCCGACGGUAUGCAACGAACACAUUUGUCACAGCAACUGACAGAAAGUCUACUUUAGGUCUAGAUCACUAUGAAAAAGUUUACCGCACUGGAGAUAGGGAAGUUAAGCUCCAACUAUGGGACACAGGCGGCAUGGAGAGAGUAGCAAGUAUAACAUCUUCUUACUACAAGUUUGCAGAGGGAGCUAUUCUUGUCUUUGCUCUGGAUAACCCCGACUCCUUCAACAUCCUGUCUCAGCAUCUCUUAGAUAUUGUAACAUAUGCUGAGAAUGCAAAGAUAUUCCUCUGUGGAAACAAGUAUGAUCUAAAGAGUCAAAUCCAAGUCACAGAUGCAGAUAUGGAGAACUUUUGUGAACAGUGUCACAAUCUCAUAUCUGGCAUCUUCAAGACUUCUUGUAAAACUGGUGCAGGUGUGGAAGAAAUGUUUGCUGAAAUAGCAAGACAACUAAGUGACUCCAACCGGUCCCGGAAGGAGUUGGAGACAAUGAACAAAGAUUCCUUCAAAGUGACACCACCAGAAGGGGAACCAGAGGAAUCGUGUUUAUGUUGAGUGUGGAAAAUCUCAGCUGUGAUUAUGCCAUGCAACCGUCUACUUUCCCAGGAAGAGCACCAUUUUCCUUGUCUUGCCAUGACCCAGAAACUUCCACAUUUUUUAUCUGGAAGUGGUUAAGGUAGACGAGCAAUAUUCAAGUAGUUACCUUGGCAGUAGUCUCAUGUUUUUAUUAUGGAAGAUUGACACGACUUGUGAAUUUCUGUGUUCAGCAUGUCUUGGAUCAUUUUUUCCCCAUGAAUGGAUCAUUUACAGAAUAACAGAGCUUUAACUUAGAGAACUUAGUUGUUGUUUUUAAUAAUAUUUAUAUACAGUGACCCACACAGCUUUUUAAGUAUGUCAUUGCAAGAUCAUGUAUUUUUGAACAAAAAAUAUUAAAAGGGUGAUGUAGCCUGAAUGAUAUGGUAGCUUUGUUAGUGUGAAUGGAUUUAGGUUUUGUUAAAAUUGCUUAACAUGGUAUGUAAUCAGUCCUUUAGAAUACAGUGACUUGUAUGAGAAAUUUGGCGGAGAUACCUGUCUUGUUUCUAGGGUGUUGGGUAUAUAUGAAUGGAAUAUAAGAGAACAAGAGGGUGAAAUAGCAUAUCUUGUAAAUCAGAAAAGAGAUGUGGGUACCAAAUUCAAGUUAUAAUUGUUAUUUCAUUAGAUGAAUUUUCCAGAAUAUUAGGGUCUGAAAAUGAAUUUAAUGUAUGUAAGGAUUUAUGCUUUCAACUUACUAAGUGUCUUAGAAGUUGUUUUGAAAUUAUAUAUGAUUCCCUCUAAACACUAACAACUACUGUAUUAAUCAGAUAAUGAAUUUUUAACAACAGGAAAAUGGAGAAGUUGAGACAAAAAAUCACAAAAAUUACAUUUAAGACAAAAUACUUUUCUCCAUCUCAUUUUGGGAUGGAAAGGGUAGCAAAUGACAACAUUUUAUGUCUUAUCAACACUUAUGUUGAGGUCAUAAUGAUGUUAGUGAACAUAAGAUUUUUAUUAGAAUCCUGAAGUCCUGAUAUUUUGAUAACGUUUUUGUUAAACAUAAUUGAAAAAUAUUUCUUGUGAUAAUGGUUCUGUCUUGUGAUGAUUCUCUUGUCUUCAUUUUGAGCAGCAUGUAUUUAUCUCUGAAAAAUAUCAUUUAUGUUUCUCUGUUCAAAUAAUAUAGUAAUUUAUUAUAAAAAAAAACCUUUGUAUUUUAUGACAGGUAUUAUAAUGUCUACCUUAUUGUUGAUUCCCUUUCUUCUAUCAUAUUGACAUUAUGGAAUUCAGCUAAGUGCAGGAAAGUGUUCUCUAUCAACAGAUACAUUUUCUUAUCAUUCAACAUGGCAAAGUGCAUAGGAGGAAGCUUAGAAUCACACUUAACAGUUAUACCUAAAAUCAGAAAUUGGUGUAGAUAUGAUGCAUGUGAAU